AUAUUAUUAUUAUUAAGGACACAUGCGUGGUCACGAUAUGCACGCAGGCCACACGAGUUUGUUUGUAUACUGCAGCGAUUCUCUCAGAAUGAAGCGACCGGAUGGAAACCCACUGAAGUGACGCUCUUUGUGCGCGCGCACACACACACACACACACACACAUAUAGUGACCUUUCUCUCCGUCCCUCUCGUUUCCUCCCUGUAGCAGUAAGGAAUGACCGCAAUAAGAAGAAAAAGGACGAGAAGAAGCAGGAGUGCACGGAGAGCUACGUGCUGAGUCCCGAGACCGAGCGGAUGAUCGACAGGGUGCGCAAGGCCCACAAGGAGACGUUCCCCUCCCUCUGCCAGCUGGGCAAAUACACUACGACUAACAGCUCAGAACGACGCGUGUCUUUGGACCACGACCUGUGGGACAAGUUCAGCGAACUCUCCACCAAGUGCAUCAUCAAGACGGUGGAGUUUGCCAAGCAGCUGCCGGGUUUCACCACGCUCACCAUCGCCGACCAGAUCACUCUGCUCAAAUCCGCCUGCCUGGACAUCCUGAUACUCCGGAUCUGUACGCGCUACACGCCAGAGCAGGACACCAUGACCUUCUCAGAUGGACUCACGCUAAACCGAACCCAGAUGCACAACGCCGGCUUCGGCCCCCUCACCGACCUGGUGUUCGCCUUCGCCAACCAGCUCCUGCCUCUGGAGAUGGACGACGCGGAGACGGGGCUGCUCAGCGCCAUCUGUUUGCUGUGUGGAGGCAAGUCACCCUACUGCCCCGACCCCCUCCCUGCAGGAGCUGAGCGUGUCAUCACGCUGAAGAUGGAGAUCCCCGGCUCCAUGCCCCCUCUCAUCCAGGAGAUGCUGGAGAACUCGGAGGGUCUGGAAAGCGGCGCCGCCGGCGGCCGGCCCAGCGGCGCCCCCCCGGGCAGCUGCAGCCCCAGUCUGUCCCCCAGCUCCGCCCAAAGCAGUCCAGCCACACAAUCGCCGUAGUCGCGGCCCACCUUUUUUACUAUCCCUCACGGCGCUGUGGGUUCGCCCGCCACGUUCUAAAGAGGAGGGGGGGGCAGCGAGGGGGGGUGGGGGGCUUUUACACCUGACUGCUGAACACAGGAGACGGGCAGAGCCAACCUCCUCCUCUCCUAGGACACAAGUACCCACCUCCUGAUCUGCUUUCCGUCACGCGCGGAGCACCUUCUCCAUGUUGGAGGGGUUGGUUGGGGGGGGGGGAGGAGACCACACCGUAAACACUGCUGAUGACUCCUCCCACCCACCCUGCUCCUCCCCUCGCCACCUUUCCCCCAAAGGACCAAUGGACGCGGCCGUGGUGGGCGGAGUGGGCGGGGCUUCGCGGGGCCGACGCACACAGACGACUCGACAAACACCAGACACUUUUUUUUUUGUUUUGUUGUUGUGCUCUGAGGCGGACCGCGAGCCGAGGACUAAAGACCCCCCCCCCUCCUCAAAGACUCUGGGUCUUUUCUCUUUUUCCAACUUAAAAAAAACAAACAGAUUUCGUACAGAAGAUAUAUAAAUAUAUAUAGAAAGUUAAUGAACUAUUGUGAUUGACAUGUGCAGAACAGAACGGCAGGUCGGAGCGAGGACGUUUUCUGAGAUUACACAUCGUUGUUCCUCCACCGUUUGAAUCUUUUCACGCCCGUCGAGAGUAUUAAGAGACACCUUUCAGUUUGAUCACAUUUGUACAUUAUUCCAAUUAACAAGGAGCAAAAAGACGUUGAUAUUUCUCUCCAAUGUACACACACAAACACGCACACACACACACACAAACGUGCACAGAAAACAAGUCGCGAUGAAUAGAACUAUUCCAGGUUGGAUUUGUUUUCCUUUUUUCUUUUCUUUUUGGCUUCCAGGAGAAUGGAAAAAAAACCCUGAUUGUAUGAACUUGGUUGUAUGAUACGGUCACCGGUCCUUUCAAGAAAUCACAUUAAUGAAGAUUCAUUAUUACGGUGUAUUUUAGUUAGCCUUUGAGUUUGUGUAUAUAAGCUUUAUUCAUUUCUUUAAAACUAUGAAGAGUUUUAGGCUUCACCAGAUUUUUCUUUUUUUUAAAGAAUACUUUUACGUGUUUUGUUUAUAGCUUUGUGAUAUUUUGAGCACAUUUUACUGAAGGAGGUUCUUUCAUGUUUUGUGUCCUAUUAAAUACUGGACAGGCCCUUAACCAAUCACUGGCUGUUCAGAAUGUGGCUAUCACAGACCCCCCCCACCACCCACGGACCCCCUCACUCUGAAAACGUGUUUUUACAGUAGAAUGACAAAGUAGCACUCCAGCCGGGGCAGAGCUUUUUUUUUGGCCACGUAGAAGAAAGAGAUGGUGUUUCUGAAAAUGCUGAGCCGGGAGCCGGGAGCCACAGCAGCUCCUCCUCAAAGAGUUCAAAUGUGAAGCAUGGUGUGUGUGUGCGCGCACACACACUGUAGUGGUCUCCGAGUGGAUCGAUAAUCUGUCGUGGACGGGAAAAGACUCGAUUGUAGUGAUGCCUCUGCUCACGUGAAGGUCCCAAAUGUGAUGUUUGUCAAAGUCCUCACAGCCCCCCACCCUCACCCUCACCCCCCCCCUAACCCCCGGCAACCUGUGGUAGAAACGAAUGAGUGACGUUUUGCCGGAUCCGGAGCGACCUCGCAGCCUGUGACUCACUUUACGCCAAAACGCCUUCACCGUUCAACACACACACACACACACACACACACACACACACACGUUUCAUGUCGACCACCGUUACUGUACACACACCAAUGUCUCAGGAAGGAAUCAUUUAGUGUGCUUGGCCUGUUCUACGCCCUGUGCUGCACCCCCCCGACCCUCCACCCACACACACACACACACA
Molecule: messenger RNA, 2828 nt
Organism: Gasterosteus aculeatus aculeatus (three-spined stickleback)
Lineage: Eukaryota; Metazoa; Chordata; Actinopteri; Perciformes; Gasterosteidae
Source: RefSeq, a predicted model, not a curated record